Molecule: messenger RNA, 1044 nt
Organism: Colletotrichum phormii
Lineage: Eukaryota; Fungi; Ascomycota; Sordariomycetes; Glomerellales; Glomerellaceae
Product: PIF1-like helicase-domain-containing protein
Exons: 4
Coding region: 1-1044 (347 amino acids)
Biological process (GO): DNA repair; telomere maintenance
Molecular function (GO): DNA helicase activity
Source: RefSeq, a predicted model, not a curated record
AUGCGACACAACACAGACUCCAUGUUUCUGCCAACAAACUCGGCAUCAUUGUCAAUGAUUUACUAUGCGACAAACUACUCAACGAAGCUGGAUACACCCCUUUGGAAAAGAAUAGCGCUGAUGCUCGACCUGUUUGACGGCCUAGAUGAAGGAGCCCAUGGUGUCACACCUACUGGUGGCAGUGAUACGGCACAGACCGCACAGCGGAACAACAAAACUCGGCAGUUUUUCGCCCGGCUAGCAAACCAGAUCUUCACCAGCCGUGAGAUCUCUUCGGUGGAGAACUGGGGGAACAUCACCCUUAGUGCUUUGUACUGGGUCCUAUUCCGGCGGUGGAACCAUCUCCGAGAUGCCGCAGACCCGGAGACGCGGCUCCGUGCCGCUCCCGAAUUUGUGAGCUUUGGCCCCGGUGGUCGUAGCCUACCGGCACUCGAAGCAUACACACAUCGCGGUCCGAUUCUUGAGGAGCCUUGCUUUUAUGAUUACGUUGCUCUGGAGUUACGACCGAUCCCGAAGCAAGCCGUUCCUGUCAUGUCUGGGUACCUAGACUACGACCUCCGUGGAACAGAGGAAGGCUUUUAUCAAAGAGAGGUAUUUGCCGCCAAAGAGUUAUCUAGCCGGCUCGUGAUCACCGCGACCUCCGGGACUGCGGCAGCCGGUAUCGGCGGCACUACCAUCCACUCCGCCGUGGGGUUAACCUUCAAGGACCAGGACGGGCAGACUAGCGACACCACUUUGACUGCCAGCCUGGACAAGGCCAAGCAGAGAUGGCGCCGACGGGAUGUCUUGGUAAUCGACGAGGUCAGUAUGUUGGGCCUGCCGACACUUUAUGACAUCGACCAGAAGCUAAGGAUGUUGAGGGGCUUCGCGGACAAGCCGUUUGGCGGCAUGCCCGUGGCAAUUUUCACGGGCGACUUCUUACAGUUUCCACCAGUAAACCAGAGCAGCCUCCUCAAGGACUUCACCAAGCUGCCCGAUAUUACAACACACACUAGACCGAGUAGGAAUGCAUCGGAGAAGAGAUGGAAGGAGAUGGAGGCUUAA